Thlaspi arvense is the source of this 1977-nucleotide messenger RNA. The record is from the annotation of a GenBank genome assembly. NCBI's taxonomy places the organism in Eukaryota, Viridiplantae, Streptophyta, Magnoliopsida, Brassicales, Brassicaceae.
AUGAUUUUCAUGAGUUUAUCUCCGAGGCUAAUCCCAUGGUUUCUGUUGCUGUCUCUCUUCACGGCGAUUUCACUGACGUCGUCUCAGCACACGACUCGUCCAAAGAACUCUUCAGACGCCAAUCACUGCAACGGCGUGUUCGUCUCCUACACUUACUCGACUGGAGCCAAGAUUAAACCGAACGACACCAAGAACCAGCCGUACCGGUUCGAGUCGGUGCUCACGGUGCUCAACAACGCCCGCGUCGAGCUCAAGUCGUGGCGCGUGUUCGUAGGAUUCGCUCACCGCGAGAUUCUUGUUUCUGCCACCAACGCCGUCCUCGACGACGGUUCUAGUCUCCCGGUUAGCGUUGAGAACGGUACAACCUUCUCCGGUUAUCCGGCGGCGGAUUUGAAGUCGGCGAUUAUGACGGCGGGUGACAUUAAUCAGAUGCAAGCGCGUGUCGAGCUCGUGGGUACUCAGUUUGGAGUUGCGCCGCCGCUUGUUCCGCUUCCGAAGAACAUCACUCUUGUUAAUGAUGGUUGGAAAUGUCCCAUAGCCACUAAACAAGGUAAAAAUGUUCUGCACGUGUGUUGCACGCCUGGUCCGACCAAUAAUAAAACAGUCCCCAUCAUUACAAAGUAUCUCCCUAGACAAGCAGGAGAUCUAACCAUCAUGUACGAUGUGACCAGAGCAUACAGUUCCAGUUACUGGGUUCAGGUCACCAUCGAGAAUCACAACCCGCUUGGUAGGCUUGACAACUGGGAUCUAAGCUUCGCCUGGAUGAAAGAUGAGUUCAUCAUCACGACCAAAGGAGCUUCUCCGAGUAUCGUAGACUCAUCGGGUUGCAUCGAUGGCCCGCAAGGUAAAUACUAUCAACAGCUUGACUUCUCCAAUGUCUUGAGCUGCGCGAGGAGGCCACACAUCAUCGACCUCCCUCUGACCAAGUACAACGACUCAGCUCUCGGACUUAAACCAUACUGCUGCAGAAACGGUACGAUACUGCCACCGUCGAUGGAUCCGACCAAGUCGAAGUCUGUUUUUCAAAUGGAGGUUUACAAAAUGCCUCCUGAUCUCAACAUCUCUGCUAUCACUCCUCCUCAGAGCUGGCAGAUUAAAGGUAAUCUUAACCCGGAUUACAAAUGUGGACCCCCCAUUCGAGUGAGCGCGAGCCAGUUCCCUGAUCCAACCGGUCUACCUUCGAACCGGUCUGUGUUUGCUAGCUGGCAAGUGGUCUGCAACAUCUCUCAGCCACCUACUCCUCAGUGCUGCGUCUCCUUCUCUUCUUACUUCAACGACUCGAUCAUCCCUUGUAACACAUGCGCUUGCGGAGGUUGCUCUAGCGACAGAGUGUCUCGCACUUGCAGCACAACUUCUCCAGCUCUGUUUCUCCCGCCUCAGGCUCUUCUCAUUCCUUUUGAGAACCGAACCAAGCUUGCCACAUCGUGGGCGGCGUUAAAACACCGGCGACUUCCAGAGCCGUUGCCCUGUGGAGAUAACUGUGGAGUCAGCAUCAAUUGGCAUCUAGCCACGGAUUACCGAGGCGGUUGGUCUGCUCGUAUCACGAUCUUCAACUGGGGACAAACCGCCUUCGCGGAUUGGUUUACGGCGGUUGAGAUGAGAAAUGCUGCACCGGGUUUUGAGAAAGCCUACUCCUUUAAUGGAACUACGGUUGUUGUCGACGGAAAGAACAACACUGUUUUGAUGGAAGGGCUUCCUGGACUGAACUAUCUCGUCGGAGAGGCGGACGGAAAAAACCCGAGCAAGGACUUUCCGGUGCCCGGUAAGCAGCAGUCGGUCAUCUCCUUCACCAAGAAACUGACUCCAGGAAUCAAUGUUGGUUCCGGUGAUGGGUUUCCGACCAAAGUGUUCUUCAACGGUCAGGAAUGUUCACUCCCUUCCGUACUUCCGACGAACAACGGUCACAGCAAACAUGUCUCCACCUUUCUCCUUAUGAUGCUGCUACCAUUUUUUGCUCUCUUGAUUCUGCAGAGUUAA